AUGCGACAUGCCGAGCUCGUCGUCAAGGUGCCUCAGAUGGCCGAGUCCAUCAGCGAGGGCACCCUAUCGCAGCUGCUGAAAAAGGUCGGCGACCGCGUCGAGCCCGAUGAGGAGUUGGCCACGAUCGAGACGGACAAGAUUGACGUGUCGGUCAACGCUCCCGAGGCCGGCGUCGUCGCCAAGGUGCUCGUCCAGGAGGGAGACACGGUGACGGUCGGCCAGGAUCUGGUUCAGCUGGAGACUGGCGUGGCCGGCGCACAGCAGGCUUCAUCAACGAGCAAGGACAAGACCGAGACCGCGACGACCCAGCAGCCUCCCGUCGCUGCCACCACACCGCAGACAGAGUCCACGACACCGGCACGCCCGACUGAUGAAGCUCCCGUUGUUGAGCAUGCCAAGCCGUCCCCAGCAACGGAACAGCGCGACACGAAGCAGCAUGACGACAGGGCACCGCCGUCCACCUCCGUCGAGUCGGCCAACCGCCCUACGCGUGGCGAGCGUACCGAGAAACUAUCGCGCAUGCGCAAGACGAUAGCGACUCGACUCAAGCAAUCCCAAGACACGUGCGCCUCCUUGACCACCGUACAGCGCGUCGACAUGAGCAACAUCAUGGCCUGGCGCGCCAAAUACAAGGAGGCCGUCGCCGAGUCUCACGGCGUCAAGCUGGGCUACAUGGGCGCCUUCGCCAAGGCGGCCACGCUGGCCGCGCAGCGCAUCCCGCAGAUCAACGCGAGCAUCGACACCGGUCGCGAGAUCAUCACGUACCGCGACUACGUCGACAUCAGCAUCGCCGUGUCCACGCCCAAGGGGCUCGUCACGCCCGUCGUGCGCGACUGCGAGACGAAGAACGUGCUGGAAAUCGAGCGAGACAUUGGGGCGAUGGCGAAGAAGGCGCGAGAUGGCAAGUUGACAAUGGACGAUCUCGAGGGCGGCAACUUCUCCAUCAGCAAUCCCGGUAUUUUCGGCUCCAUGUUCGGCACGCCCUUGAUCAACUACCCGCAAGCGGCCGUCUUCAACAUCAACGCCAUCAAAGAGGACGUUGUGGCCGUGGACGGCAAGCCCGAGAUUCGCCCCAUGAUGUACAUUACGUUGACCUACGAUCACCGGUUAAUUGAUGGGCGCGAGGCCGUAUCGUUUCUGAACCUUGUCAAGGGUUAUGUUGAGGAUCCUGCCAAAAUGCUCCUCUUCUAA
This is a messenger RNA of Purpureocillium takamizusanense, 1191 nucleotides long. RefSeq names its product Dihydrolipoyllysine-residue succinyltransferase. The record is from RefSeq and is a predicted model, not a curated record. NCBI's taxonomy places the organism in Eukaryota, Fungi, Ascomycota, Sordariomycetes, Hypocreales, Ophiocordycipitaceae. The coding region runs from base 1 to 1191 and encodes 396 amino acids. Gene Ontology annotation, cellular component: oxoglutarate dehydrogenase complex. The transcript is spliced from 4 exons. Gene Ontology annotation, biological process: tricarboxylic acid cycle. Gene Ontology annotation, molecular function: dihydrolipoyllysine-residue succinyltransferase activity.